Exaiptasia diaphana is the source of this 949-nucleotide messenger RNA. RefSeq lists its product as uncharacterized. Bases 51 to 617 code for a protein of 188 amino acids. Lineage: Eukaryota; Metazoa; Cnidaria; Anthozoa; Actiniaria; Aiptasiidae. The record is from RefSeq and is a predicted model, not a curated record. The transcript is spliced from 4 exons.
UGAGCUGAAGAAAUUAAACACGACUACSUACAACAGCUUGAGUUGCAAUCAUGAAGCUCACUUUGACAUUGCUGUUUCUCUUUGGUUUUGUUGCCUUCAUUUCUGCUGCUCCACUGGAAGAGACUCAAGAUGAGCCAGUAGCUGASSAAGAGAAAGAAAAUCCAGAUGCCGUUCAAGACGAAGAAGCCAAGAAAGAUGAUGAYCAAGAAAGCGAGGACGACGCAGACGAAGGUGACGAAAAUGAAGAGGAUGAAGAUAAGCCCGAGACAGAGUUGGCAGAGAACGAACAAGACCCUGAUGAACAAAACGAUCCCCAUAAAGUUCGUCAAUGUAAGGUUAUAACAGUUUGCCGGCCACGUCGAUGUCGUCGUUAUGGACUCCGAAAACGUUGCUACAGGCGUCAAAGUUGUAGAGUGAGGUACGGCGUACGUUGUACUUGGACAUAUAAGGCUGUAGUGUGCCGCUAUAUCAAGAAGAAAUUUGGCUAUUAUUACCGAAAAGUACGUGUUUGCCACUAUCCUAGGAGAAGGUUUUGCCAAAGGUAUCCCAAAGGGCGUAUUUGCAGAUGGAAAAAAUUCUGUCGUCAUAUUAGGUAUUGCAAAUACUACGGGCGUUAAAACUUUCGACGACUUAAAAAGUCCACAGCUUUUGAAUCAACCCCAGAACGACCACUGACCGGAAACGUACACGAGCUACACCUACUAGUUAUAUGUAGUUAAGAAGUAAUUUUUGCACUUAUUCAUUAUUUUUGUUCCAAUCCCAAUUGUCUCUGUAAGAAAACGUUGAUGUUAAUGUUAACUAUGUAAGAGAAGUAUUAUUAUUUUUGUAAUGUGCUUGUGUUUUGCUCUGAUCCCAAUUGUAAGAAAUCGUUGGACUGUUUUCCACUAAGCUUGUUAAAUAGAGUAGCAGCCAAUAAACAAUAAAGAAUUUUAUCACAUGAAGCACUCCA